Dryobates pubescens (Downy woodpecker) is the source of this 3512-nucleotide messenger RNA. It is a transcript of the gene ATXN7, whose product is annotated as ataxin 7. Lineage: Eukaryota; Metazoa; Chordata; Aves; Piciformes; Picidae. The record is from RefSeq and is a predicted model, not a curated record. The coding region runs from base 268 to 2856 and encodes 862 amino acids. The transcript has 14 exons.
GCGGCGGGGAGGGCCGGCGGGCGAGGCCUGCGCCCCGCGUGGAACCGGCCCCCUGGCGAGGGGCGGCCCCGCCAGGACUGGCCUACUAGAUUUGGCACAGAGAGUUACACCUCUAAGACUGCCAUUUUGCAACCUACAGUUCCUUCUCUUUCUGCUUGUAUCAAAUUAAUCAGGUACAAGUUAGAGAAAGCUUCCAACAUCUGAACAGAUGAAGAUCAAUUGAUAAAUCAACCCAGCGAUUCACCACACUUUUAAGCAGCGGAAAGAAUGUCGGUCCGGGCCGCGGGUGACGUCAGAAGGGAGCAGCGCAGCGCGGCGGCGGCCAGGCAGCGGCAGCGGCGGCCCCGCCACGGCGAAGGAGGCGGAGGCGGAGGAGGCGGGAGCGGCGCCGGCCCCGCCGCCACCGCAGCGGCAAUGGCGGCUGUCGGGGAGCGCAGGUCCCUGCCCAGCCCCGAGGCGAUGCUGGGGCAGCCCUGGAGCCAUUGGGUCGAUGCUGCUAAACUUCACGGGAACGACGGAACAGCAUUAGAAGAAAGUUUCAAGGAAUAUGGAAGAAACCGAGAUGCAAUGCGACUUUGCCGAGAAGAUAUGCCAAUAUUUGGUCUUUGCCCGGCUCAUGAUGAUUUCUAUUUGGUGAUGUGUAACCACUGUAAUCAGGUCGUAAAACCACAGGCAUUUCAAUCACAUUAUGAAAGAAGACACAGCUCCUCCAGCAAGCCGCCUUUGACUCCUCCCACCUCUUCAGUAUUUUCCCUCAUUUCAUCUUUCCCUUCAAAAAACAAAGGUAGCAGUGGAAGUGGGAGCAAUCGUUCAUCCAGUGGAGGUACUACUAGUGCAUCAUCAUCAAAUUCCAAGUUGUUGAAAUCACCCAAAGACAAACUGCAGAUCAGCGGAAACAACAGGUUAAUGCAUUCGGUACAGCACAGCAAAGUUCCCCAUGACAAACUUAUGACUCCAUCUGUCAAAGUGGAAAAGAUUCAUCCAAAGAUAGAUGGUGCCCAACUGAAAGCUGCUGUUGGUCCAACUUGUUCUACUACUGUGAGUUCCUCAAUAAAGACUGGCCUUAAUUGUCCCUCAAUACCAAAGCCACCCUUGCCUUCCCCUGGACAGAUACUGAAUGGUAAAGGUCUUCUCUCUGUGCCUCCAUUUUUGGAAAAGAAACCUGAAGAAAACACAAAUAACAGGAAAUUUUUACAUAAAAGAUUGUCAGAGAGAGAAUUUGAUCCUGAUAUAUACUGUGGUGUCAUUGAUGUGGAAACCAGGAAACCUUGUACUAGGUCUUUGACAUGCAAGACACAUUCCUUAACCCAGCGGAGGGCUGUACAGGGUCGAAGAAAACGAUUUGAUGUGUUACUAGCCGAGCACAAAAGCAAAACCAGGGAAAAGGAACUUCUUCGACAUUCGGAUCAUCAUCAGCAGAUGCCCCCUCUCAGGGAACCACAUCCCUCACCUACUAAAACUUCCCAGGAGCUGCACCAAAAUUCUCAUGGAGUUACUCUUACAGAAACAAAGCCUUUAUUACCUAACAAACCCAAACCUCACCCCCCCAGUCUUCCAAGGCCUCCAGGCUGUCCAGCCCAGCACAGUGGAAAUGCCCCUAGUGAGUCUCCUUCUGUCCAUGAGUCCCCACACCCUCCCUUGCCUGCAGCUGAGCCAGCAUCUCGGUUAUCCAGUGAUGAGGGAGAAUGUGAUGAAAAAGAAGAGCCUGUUGAAAAACUGGAUUGUCAUUAUUCAGGUCAUCAUCCUCAACCAGUCGCUUUUUGCACAUUUGGUAGUCGGCAAAUUGGAAGAGGCUAUUACGUGUUUGACAAGCGGUGGAACCGUGUUCGAUGUGCACUUGACACCAUGCUGGAGAAGCAUCUGAAUUCACAGAUGUGGAAAAAAAUUCCUCCAGCGUCUAGCAACACAACAUCAGUUCGUGCACCACAUCGGACAAACUCGGUGCCUGCUUCACAGUAUGGUGUCAGUGCAGCAGGUUUCCUCCUGCCUGCCACGGUGAUGUCAUCGCCAGCAUUGGUAUCUCCUUCCUGUGUGUCUCUGAAUAACAAAUCGGUACCAUCACAUGGAACGACACUAAAUGCCAAUCCUGCCACUUUGGGUGCAGUGGAUCCUGUCUGCAGUAUGCAAUCAAGACAAGUGUCUUCGUCCCCUUCAACACCUACAGUGCUUUCCUCUGUACCUUCACCUAUGCCCAGCAAACCUCAGAAAAUGAAAUCCAGCAAAUCUUUUAAACCUAAGGAAUCUUCUGCUGGCAGUGGCACCUGUAACAGCACCGGCAGCGUCAGUAGCAGCGGCGGCUCAGGAAAGAAGCGUAAAAACAGUUCCGCACUGCUAGCACCUUCUCAUUCCACAGAGUCCUUUAGAAAAAACUGUGUGGUUAACUCUGGAAACUCUGGGACCUCUUACCAUCCAUCGGUGACAGCUUCGUCCCACAGUGUUGGCCUCAACUGUAUGACUAGCAAAGCUAACUCUGUUAGUCUCAAACAUGACCAAUCAGGGAGGGGUCCUCCGACUGGAAGCCCUGCAGAAUCGAUAAAGAGAAUGAGUGUGAUGAUGAACAGCAGCGACUCCACGCUCUCCUUAGGGCCGUUUGUUCAUCAGUCCAGCGAGCUGACUGUCAAUUCACACAGCAGUUUUUCCCAUUCACAUACUUCCCUUGACAAAUUAAUAGGAAAGAAAAGAAAGUGCUCACCUGGUUCAAGCAGCAUAAACAGCAGCAGCAACAGCAGCAAAUCAAACAAAGUUGCCAAAUUGACAUCGGUGAACAAUGUUCAUGCAAAACACACUGGUGCAAUCCCAGGGACACAAGGACUGAUGAACAAUUCUCUUUUUCAUCAGCCAAAGGCACGUCCCUGAUAGCUGAAUGCACCGUGGUGAGAAACAAACUGGACAAUUUUCACUACAAGCAAAACCUCCAUCUGGAUUUCUGGACUCCAAGAUGCCUUGAGUUUUCCCAACUUCCCAUGGUCCUCAGGUGUGGAAAUCUACUGGACUGUCACUUAAACAAGGAAUUUCCCUGAAGCCAUGUCUGUAGCAGCGACUAUAUUAGAAAUGGACACUGGAUGAAGUUCAGCCACAUAAUUGCUCUUAUCAGUGUUAACGGUGGUCUGGACUGUUUGCUACGAAUCUGUGAGAUUUUACUUACAGGAGUACAUCAUCUUGCCACUAUUUGACAUAGAUUGGCUGGGCAAAGGAAUGUUUUCUGGGGGAAAAUAAACGUUACUGUGGACUUAUUUUUAUACUGAUGGUGUCUUUUAUAGGUGAUAGCUAACCAGACAGACACCCUCAAUGGAGAGGACCCCGCGACAAGGGGGAAAAACAAAUAAAUGUGAGGCACAAUGGAAAGAAGCCCUCAAGAAGGGAAUAUGGCUUUAGUGUUUUUAUAGCAAACGUUCCUUUAAUGGAAUAUAAAAAUAGCACAAUUCAAAAAAAUAGUUUGUGUUUUGCCCAGCCUUUUGCAAGUAAUUUGGGAUAAGAAGCUAUCAGGAGUUUAAAACAACAACAACAACAAC